Macroventuria anomochaeta is the source of this 270-nucleotide messenger RNA. RefSeq lists its product as uncharacterized. The record is from RefSeq and is a predicted model, not a curated record. The transcript has a single exon. NCBI's taxonomy places the organism in Eukaryota, Fungi, Ascomycota, Dothideomycetes, Pleosporales, Didymellaceae. The annotation marks the transcript as partial.
AAGCACAAAAUACAAAAGCAGAUCACUCGCAGUCCGAACAUAGAUGCAGAAACGUUGCGCGACCCGGGCACUAUACUCUCUAAGACCCUCGCGCAGCGCAUGUCUUGGGCUGCACGUCGUCAGGCGACUCGAACGGAAGAUCUUGCGUACUCUCUACUUAGAAUAUUCCAAAUCAAUAUGACCAUGCAGUACGGUGAGGGUGAAGAAGCUUUCGUACGGCUGCAGAAGGAGAUCAUAUACGCUACCGACGACUUGUCACUUUUCGCCUGG